This is a messenger RNA of Thalassophryne amazonica, 5532 nucleotides long. It is a transcript of the gene cdk6, whose product is annotated as cyclin-dependent kinase 6. The transcript has 8 exons. Gene Ontology annotation, cellular component: cytoplasm; cyclin-dependent protein kinase holoenzyme complex; nucleus. The record is from RefSeq and is a predicted model, not a curated record. Gene Ontology annotation, molecular function: cyclin-dependent protein serine/threonine kinase activity; ATP binding; cyclin binding. Bases 457 to 1434 code for a protein of 325 amino acids. NCBI's taxonomy places the organism in Eukaryota, Metazoa, Chordata, Actinopteri, Batrachoidiformes, Batrachoididae. Gene Ontology annotation, biological process: cell dedifferentiation; regulation of G2/M transition of mitotic cell cycle; regulation of gene expression.
GUUGCAGUGAGAGUUCCUCCUCCUCCGGUAGAUCGUGCAGAGCUACCUGUGUGGCCCCCACAUGGAGGACAGAGGACAGGGAUUCGUUUGAGGCAGGAGCCCACUUCACGAACGACUGCGUUUUUUCCGACAUGCUUACUUUACACUUUAACGCAACACAAGGUAGGAGGACAUAAGUUGCCGUGCGUAACAGGAGGAGGAGGAGGCGGAGGAGGAGUUCGGGGCUCUUGUGUUGAUAGUCGGGAUAAAACAUGACAGUCCUGUUAAUGGCAACCUGGAGCAAAAUUUGAGCCAAGCUGACAAAGAUGGUGACUCCGUCCAUCUCUGUCUCCCUCUUCUCUAGACGGUGCAUGUGCCAACUUCUUGUUUCUGUGAAUAUGCCUUUGUGAGAAACAUCUCUGGCUCGGGAUUCCCCGCAAUAUUUUCAACAAGAGACGAGAGACAGAGGUGGGAAAAAUGGACAAAGAAAGUGCUGGCACUCAGUAUGAGCCCGUGGCUGAGAUCGGAGAAGGCGCUUAUGGGAAAGUGUACAAGGCGAGAGACCUGAAGAACGGGGGACGAUUUGUAGCCCUGAAAAGAGUUCGCGUCCAGACGGAAGAAGAAGGUAUGCCUCUCUCUACCAUCCGGGAGGUGGCGGUACUGAGGCAGCUUGAAGCCUUCGAGCACCCCAAUGUUGUCAGGCUGUUUGAUGUGUGUACUGUUUCUCGGACUGACCGUGAAACCAAACUCACUCUGGUGUUUGAGCACGUGGAUCAGGACCUGACCACUUACUUGGAGAAAGCCCCGGAUCCUGGAGUACCACCUGAAACCAUCAAGGAUAUGAUGUACCAGCUGCUCCAGGGUCUGGACUUUCUGCAUUCACACCGUGUGGUUCAUCGUGACCUGAAGCCCCAGAACAUCCUGGUCACCAGCGGAGGACAAAUUAAACUGGCUGACUUCGGUCUUGCCCGUAUCUACAGUUUUCAGAUGGCGCUCACCUCUGUAGUGGUGACACUAUGGUACCGAGCUCCUGAGGUGCUGCUUCAGUCCAGUUAUGCCACACCAGUUGAUCUGUGGAGUGUGGGCUGCAUCUUUGCCGAGAUGUUCAGGAGAAGACCGCUGUUUCGAGGAAACUCAGAUGUUGAUCAGCUUGGAAAGAUUUUUGAUGUUGUUGGGGUACCUUCAGCAGAGGACUGGCCCCAGGAGGUUGCCCUACCACAGAGUGCCUUUACCCCCCGGCCCCCUAAACCAAUCGAGGACUUUGUUCCAGACAUGGAUGAGCAGGGAAGGGCCCUUUUAUUGCAAUUUCUUGCCUUCAACCCUUCCAGGAGGAUAUCAGCCUUUGCUGCGCUGAGCCACCCUUACUUUCACAGUGUGGACAGCCACAGUAGAAGUGUGUACGCAGCUCAACCCAUCCCCAGCAACAAGCCCACCCUGGAGGAAAGAAUUGCCUGACACUCCUUCUUCACCCUUACUCACCCCAUACAGUAUCAAUAGCAAAGGUCCAGCCCUUAGAUUUUUUUUCUAUGAGUUAUAUGUAAAAUUACAUCACAGUGGAACAAUUGUCUUUUUGACAAAACCCAACAACAAAAAUAAACUUAAAUGCCCUAUUAAAAAGAAGUAUCUUUAAGUAUAGCUGAGUACAUGCAUAAAGCACAAAGCAAUAUAUAGUCACUGUGCAAGUAUUCACCUCCUACAAACAAAUAGUGGACUUUAAUGAAGGUACCUUUGGGACAAAUUAGUCAGCUCCAUGUGAGUAGGUUUCUAACUGCUUUGCACUUGGAGAAAGUUUUAUCUAAAUGCAUUCAUGGCUUAUUGUGAAGUACCAUAAUUGUCAAGUCUUGCCACAGAUCUUCUAGUAGAUUGAGGUCUGGACUGUGACAUAACCCCUCAACUAUAUUAAAAUUGCUGCUUUGAGGUUGUUCCUCUCUGCCUUCGGCUUACAUUUGGGAUUGUUAACUUGCUGAAAAAUCAAAACCUUGGAAGAUGCAGUGCUCCUGCAAACUGCCAUUGAGGCCACAUAACUGGCCUUGCUUAUUGGUGUCCAUCUCAGAAAUCACAUUUUUAGAUGCUCUGUACAUAAUCAGAUUCAUGGCUGUGCCAUUUUUCUAUUUAGAGACCGGCAUUACUGUGCACCACAUUGAGUACCUUCAGUUUUUUUUUUUUAUUUCCUUUCUCCUUUUUGUGAUACACCUUUUAUAGGAUCUCAAUAAACCAGCUUUUGGUCCCUGCAGGUACAGGAAGCUUAUUUUCCGAAGUGUAUGUCACAUCAGAGUCUAAGUUGAACUUGUCAUAAAAUGCCUGCAGACGGGGGGGGAACCAAAAUAAAAGUCCCGGCGGCAUAUGUUGUAUCUUUUUUCUGUAUUAUCAGCUUUUUGAGUUUUUUGUGCAUUGUUGUACUGUACUUUUAUUAUUGCCAUUUCUUACUUUAUUGUUGGAGUUUAUUUUGUUUAGUGCUUUGAUUCCUGGGAAAACCCCAUAUAGUUAUUAUUAAUAACGAACAUGUGGUUUUGUUGUUAUUUUUUUAUUUUUGGUAUGGACAUUGCACCGGAGUGUAAGUCGCAGGACUUCUCAAACUAAAGAAAAAAGAAAAAGUGACUUAUAUGCCGGAAAAUACACUAUUUAAUUUUAAAUCACUUCUCAUACAAAGCCUAUUUCCACUUUUUUUAAAGAGCUGAUGAUUAAAGUGUUUCGUACUGAAGGAGGUGAAUACUUAAGCUAUCAGUUACGAUACUUUGUGUUUUAUAUUUACUUCUGCCAAGGCGGUUCUGUGUCUGGUACAGUUUGACUCUGUUUGGAUUUUAAUCACUUUUGGUGGAGAGGUAGGUCUUCAGUCAAGGAAGAGUUUGUUAGUUUUUGAAAUGAUCGAACUGUGGAUCCAGGAUCAUUUAUUAAUACUUUUAAUCUGCUUUGCCCCAUGGCGGACAUAGGGCAUCUACAGUGGGUCUCCAUCAUUUAAAUACUGAUAUAAUAAUUAUAUAAAGUCGUCUUCUUUGUUUUAUUUGUAGUUUAGUGAAUCAGUACCUCCAGUGGCACUUCAGUUAAUGGGGUCAUAUUAUAGACCUUUUCUGCAAGUUCAGGUUUGUCUUAAAAAGACCUGUGUCUGGGCCUGUACCUUUAAAUGGAAAGAAGCUGGUAUUUGCCAUGCCCACGUCUCUCUUUGGAGAGUAGGCAUCUUCCCAUGUUUCCCACAGACCAUGUGUGUGUCAGGCAUGUGUGACAUAUGUCACAGAAGUCUCAAAUGUGUUAUAUCACAACUAAGGGGUAGCUGUACGCAUGGAAACUGAAAUGUGGAUCUGUGAAGAUAUUUAAUGUGAAACCUCAAAUAUAUUUAACUAGGAAAUAUAGAUUAAAGCCCCUUUUUUUUUUUUUUUUUUUGCAAUAUGACCCCAUUUAAAGACAAAUGGAAAACUUGGUUCUUGGCAGAGGUAUGAGUGAGGCUUGAGUAUUCUUAGAAAAAUUUAAAACAAUUUGUGGAUAUGUUUUCACUUUGGGCAUUGAAGACGCUGUUAAUCAGGGAGAGACGUUUAAUCCAUUGUGAUUUAAACAUGUAAGAACAAGACAGGCAUGAAUACUUUUAUGCUGUGUGAACAAAGGCCUACAAGAGUAGGAGGAGAAAAAUGUUUAAGUUGACACAUAACCCCCGUCCCCCCAACACACACACACACCCCAUGCACAAAAGCUAUCUUCCAUCUAUGAACUGAUGGGCUGUAAUUGCUGCUUAUAGGUUAAUCCUUGAAAAUUGCAACAAUGCAAAGAGAUGUGCAUCUUAGACUGACUGAUGGCAGUGGAUGGACAGAAUAUGGAGGCCAUGAAGUGGACACCUCUUUAGGACCAGCAUUUAACUCUGCUGCCAGAUUCUUCUUGAGUAUUGAACCAGCCAUGCAGGACCCAGAGUAGACAGCGUGCAUCUCGCCUGCAUUUGCGCUUACACAUGCAGAUAUGCAGCACAACUGAACAGACAAGUGGAAUACCCACCUGCUGCGUGCUCUUAACACAAGCACUUGUGUGCACGCAUGCUUAUGGCGCAAUCACCCUGCUAAACACUUCCAUGUUCUAUUGUUCCAGUUUUUCAGACUUGUUUUAUUACUGCCACCUUCAGGAUGACAAGAGGAACUGAAGAAUUGUUGAAAACCGACAGAAGACGCUUCCUAUCAAUCACUUGGUUUAUCACUUUGCUUUUCAGCAGCUCUUGAGGGCUUUGAUUGUUGUACUCAUAAUUUCUGUUAUAAUAAUGCACAUGCAGGCUUGAAGUAGGUGGACAUUAUUGCUGUCAUUAAUAAGAUUCAGCAUGAGUGUGUCUGAAAAUAUUUGUUACAUCAAAAUUUCAGUGGCAAGUCGUGUAUGCUUGUUUUGAUCAGGUUCCUUUUUUAACACAGUGUGGCAUACAGUAUUCUUGUGCUGAUUACACUAACUCUUUAGGUAACUAUAGAUUUUGUGUAACUGGGUAGUUUGACUGGAUGUAAUGUAAAAAGGAUUAAGCACUGUGCAGUAUAUAGUAAGUAUGUCUAAGGAUGGAUAACUUGGGCUUGUUUCGUGCAUCACCAGCCCAUAGAAAUGUCACAGAAGAGGAAAGCAGUAGAUUAUAAUGGUCAGUGGAAUGUUUGUUGAGGUUUUGUUUUGAAAAUGUUGAGUGGGUUCUGUGGGUGCGUGCUGAAUUUCCUGUACUUCUGAGAAUGACUAUGAAAUUAACAGUAAUUUUGUCAAUGAAAUGCACAGUAAUUUUUGUGCACGGUUUUUUUAAAAAAAUUUUUUUUAGCUUUUUAUUUACGCUUAUGUUUUACUUUGGCUAUUGUUGGCAAGGUAAAAGGUCACAUUUAUCCAGGAAUUAUCCAAGUCGUAGUUGUUGCGGAAUAGUAACAUAACACUGGUUUACUUUAUCUUAACAGGUAGUGCUGCUAGCACGUACACACACAUACUCUCUCUGACUUUUCUCAGGUUCUUGGUAGAUGUCCGAGCCUUUCGGACACAGUUUGCACAUCCAUGGGCUACUUAAUGGACUACAUCACAGCUUUCUUUUUCAGGUUUUCUUGCAAGUUGUUCCACGAUCAUUCUGUUACUGCUAUUUAUCAGAUAUGUCACUGUGUCAAUUACUGUUUGAAGAUAACUGCCUGUAUGAACUGUUCUAUGUCUCUUGUAAAUGCUCAAUAACACACAACAAAACAUCCAUAUAUACUUACGUGCUUGAUUAAGCACUGUGUGAUAUGACAAUUAUCUGAUGUCAGAUGUCUGUACAAUGCAACAGAAGCCCACAAUAACGUUUAGACAAAUGCAGCAUAUAGACAUUUACAGAUAUAAUCCUUACUGCUUUAGAUGCAAUCAGUGUGCUUUUGUCAACUUUACCAGAAAGUCCGCUUUUGUGCUUUAAGACAUUACCCAUAAUCCGCAUUGAGCCUCAUAUGUUCCUGUGUCACAUUUCUGAAAUACAUACGAAAAGGGGAUUGUAAGAGCUACACAUUUAUACUUGAGUAUGAAUGCUGUUUUGGACUCCUUAGUACAAGUGGGGAAAAAAUAAUUCAAGCUGUCCAAUAUAGAUUGACUAUUGGAUGUGGU